GUGAGGCUGGCGGCGUCGCUCCCCCUCCCGGCUGCUUGGGGCUGUGUCUGUCUGUGAGAGGUGCCGGGGUGAUGGCGGUGGAGACUCUGUCCCCAGACUGGGAGUUUGACCGCGUGGAUGACGGCUCGCAGAAAAUUCAUGCUGAAGUCCAACUUAAGAAUUACGGGAAGUUUCUUGAGGAAUAUACAUCCCAACUGAGAAGAAUUGAGGAUGCUCUGGAUGAUUCAAUUGGUGAUGUUUGGGAUUUCAAUCUUGAUCCUAUAGCAUUAAAGCUUUUGCCUUAUGAACAGUCUUCUCUUUUGGAGCUCAUCAAGACUGAAAACAAGGUCUUAAACAAAGUCAUCACUGUUUAUGCUGCACUUUGCUGUGAAAUCAAGAAGUUAAAAUAUGAGGCAGAAACUAAGUUUUACAAUGGUCUCUUAUUUUAUGGAGAAGGAGCUACAGAUUCUAGCAUGGUGGAAGGUGAUUGUCAAAUUCAAAUGGGAAGAUUUAUUUCAUUUUUACAGGAACUCUCUUGUUUCGUUACGAGGUGCUAUGAAGUGGUGAUGAAUGUAGUACAUCAAUUGGCUGCCCUCUAUAUCAGUAACAAGAUUGCACCUAAAAUUAUAGAGACAACUGGAGUUCAUUUUCAGACUAUGUAUGAGCAUUUGGGAGAACUGCUAACAGUUUUGCUUACCCUGGAUGAAAUCAUUGAUAAUCACGUCACACUGAAAGACCACUGGACUAUGUAUAAAAGGUUAUUGAAAUCUGUCCAUCACAAUCCUUCAAAAUUUGGAAUUCAAGAAGAAAAAUUAAAGCCAUUUGAAAAAUUCUUGCUGAAGCUAGAAGGACAAUUACUUGAUGGAACAAUAUUCCAGGUACCAGCCAUCACCCUAACUGCUAAUAUUAUUUGGUUUCCUGAUAAUUUUCUGAUCCAGAAAAUAGCAGCAGCUGCCAAACUUCUGGACAGAAAGAGUCUUCAAGCCAUUAAAGUACACAGGGAUACGUUUCUACAGCAGAAAGCUCAAUCACUUACCAAAGAUGUUCAGUCUUACUACGUCUUUGUGAGCUCAUGGAUGAUGAAAAUGGAGUCUAUUUUAUCUAAAGAGCAGAGAAUGGAUAAGUUUGCUGAAGACCUCACCAAUAGAUGCAAUAUUUUUAUACAGGGAUUCUUGUAUGCAUAUGGUAUUAGUACCAUUAUUAAAACCACGAUGAAUCUUUAUAUGUCCAUGCAAAAGCCAAUGACUAAAACCUCAGUUAAGGCAUUGUGCAGGCUCAUUGAACUUCUUAAGGCAAUAGAGCAUAUGUUCUACAGGAGAAGCAUGGUUGUGGCUGAUUCAGUUUCACAUAUAACACAGCACCUUCAACAUCAAGCUCUUAAUUCUAUUUCUAUAGCCAAGAAAAGAGUAAUUUCAGACAAAAAAUAUAGUGAACAGCGUCUUGAUGUGCUCUCUGCCCUAGUUUUGGCUGAAAACACUUUAAAUGGACCAAGCACAAAGCAACGACGACUGAUUGUUUCUUUGGCACUAAGUGUUGGUACACAAAUGAAAACAUUUAAAGAUGAAGAACUCUUUCCCCUUCAAGUAGUUAUGAAAAAGCUGGAUCUUAUCAGUGAACUUAGAGAACGAGUCCAAACACAAUGUGACUGUUGUUUUUUAUACUGGCAUCGAGCUGUCUUCCCAAUUUAUUUAGAUGAUGUAUAUGAAAAUGCUGUUGAUGCGGCUAGAUUACAUUAUAUGUUUAGUGCUUUACGAGACUGUGUACCUGCUAUGAUGCAUGCAAGGCAUUUAGAUUCAUAUGAGGUACUUCUGGAUUGUUAUGACAAGGAAAUUAUGGACAUUUUAAAUGAGCAUUUACUGGACAAGUUGUGCAAAGAAAUUGAGAAGGAUCUGAGACUUUCUGUGCACACUCAUUUAAAGUUGGAUGACCGAAACCCUUUCAAAGUUGGCAUGAAAGACCUUGCUCUCUUUUUCUCUCUGAAUCCAAUUCGAUUUUUUAAUCGUUUUAUUGACAUUCGAGCAUAUGUAACUCACUACUUAGAUAAGACUUUCUACAAUCUCACAACAGUAGCUCUUCAUGACUGGGCCACUUACAGUGAAAUGAGAAAUUUGGCUACUCAGCGUUAUGGAUUAGUUAUGACAGAGGCACAUCUUCCAAGUCAGACUUUGGAACAGGGCCUUGAUGUUUUGGAGAUUAUGAGAAACAUUCAUAUAUUUGUGUCUCGGUACCUCUAUAAUCUCAAUAAUCAGAUUUUUAUUGAACGAACAAGCAAUAAUAAACAUUUGAAUACUAUUAAUAUUCGGCAUAUUGCUAAUUCAAUUCGAACACAUGGCACAGGAAUCAUGAAUACCACAGUUAAUUUCACCUACCAGUUUUUGAAAAAGAAAUUCUAUAUAUUUAGCCAGUUUAUGUAUGAUGAGCAUAUCAAAUCCAGAUUGAUUAAAGAUAUUCGGUUUUUCAGGGAAAUCAAGGACCAAAAUGAUCAUAAGUAUCCUUUUGAUAGAGCAGAAAAAUUCAAUCGAGGCAUCAGAAAACUUGGAAUCACACCAGAAGGUCAGAGUUACCUUGAUCAGUUCAGGCAGCUUAUCAGCCAAAUUGGUAAUGCUAUGGGCUAUGUACGAAUGAUAAGAUCUGGUGGUCUUCAUUGUAGCAGCAAUGCCAUUAGAUUUGUGCCUGAUCUUGAAGAUAUUGUAAAUUUUGAAGAACUAGUAAAAGAGGAAGGUCUUGCAGAAGAAACAUUAAAAGCAGCAAGGCAUUUGGACUCUGUCCUCAGUGAUCAUACACGAAAUUCUGCAGAAGGCACAGAAUAUUUUAAAAUGCUUGUCGAUGUUUUUGCACCAGAGUUUCGAAGGCCCAAGAACAUACAUCUUCGAAAUUUCUAUAUCAUUGUUCCUCCUCUAACCCUCAACUUUGUAGAGCAUUCCAUUAGUUGCAAGGAGAAGUUAAAUAAAAAAAAUAAAAUUGGAGCUGCCUUUACUGAUGAUGGUUUUGCUAUGGGUGUGGCUUACAUCCUAAAGCUUUUGGAUCAGUACCAAGAGUUUGAUUCACUUCACUGGUUCCAGUCUGUUAGAGAGAAAUACAUAAAGGAGAUAAGAGCAGUUGCCAAGCAACAGAACGUACAAUCAACUAGUCAGGAUGAAAAAUUACUGCAAACCAUGAAUCUCACUCAGAAGCGACUGGAUGUCUAUCUACAGGAGUUUGAACUGCUAUACUUCUCACUGAGCAGUGCAAGAAUUUUCUUCAGAGCAGAUAAGACUGCAGCUGAAGAGAACCAAGAAAAGAAAGAGAAGGAAGAAGAAACUAAAACAGGCAAUGGAGAUGUGUCUGACAGCACUGUGACUGCCGAUCCUGUUGUGAAAUGAGGUUGAUGGUAUGAAGUCUUCAGAAUUGGCUCAUAACUUUUACCACUGAAAUGGAUGUUAUAAACUAUUAUGAAUUGUUUCCUGGGAUGCAUAUCUGGAAGGUAUUUACAUUUUGCAGCUCUUUAAGGCAGCCCUCUAAAGUUAAAACUUAGAAAGUUCUACUUUUCAAUGACUGAGAAUAAGAUUUUAAAAUUGGACUUCUGCUUGGACCUUAGGCUGGAAGAUGUUCCUAGGAGCAGUAAGUUAAAAUGAAGUUAGAGGAGGACAGAUCUGAAUUCCUAAACUGUCGCCUCAGAUCUCUUAUAAUCUUGUGUGUAAUUCAUAUUUACACAGGUCUUUCAUCUGUAUCUCCAUUCAUUGCAAAGUCAGUGCAUAUAUUUUAUAUAGCCAGUAAACAUGUUAAAACAAAGAUUUGAGCUUGAAAUUCAUGAAGCAUACAUAUUAAUAUGCUUAUGAAAAUAAUAUAUGAAAAUGGCUUUGAUGCUAGAGGUGAGGCACAAGUGUUAUGUAUUCUUUGUACAGUAGAACUGAUGAUCAUGCGUUAUUAAUUUCAUGUGACUCACAAGAGCUGCUGAUGUCUUUGAUGAGACGUUUUGAAACUAGUUUACAUUGCUUUGGGAACAUUUAACCUCCAACAACUGCUUUAAAUUUAAGAUUUACUUAAUACUCAAAAUCUCAGAUAAAGCCAUAGAGUCCUGCUUGAAGCUUUUUUUCAAUUUGAAGGCAGUCUGUAUGAUACCAGAAAAAAUUGAAUAACUUCUACAUCCAAACUCAGGUUUCUUCUACACUAAACAAAAUCUUGGUGAUGGUUUGGGCAGAAUUUUUCUUUUCAUCAGUCAUAAUUUAAGAUACAAUUAAAUACUAAUUGCACUGUUGGCAGGCUUUUAAAAAUUUACCACUGUGAGGAUAAAACUCUUAAUAAUAAAUCACUUGCUAAUUUAAAAAAGUAUUAGAUUUUGAGUAAAUUUAGUUCCUAGUAAGCUACUAGCUUUAUUUUUGUAAAGGUCCGUUAGUUAAGUGGGUUAAUCAUGGCCUUUUAAAGUACAAUAAAGUGACAUCUUUAUAACGAAAAGGAAAGUUUAAAAAUUUGUAUGUAAUACAUCAUUUUGGGAGAUGUUUGGUCUUUCUAUUACAUUUGCUUGUUAAACAUUUCUUUGGCUAAAUCUUGGAAAUAAUUCUAACAUUGUUAGAAUUAUAACAUUAUUCUCUGACUGCAGAUUCUGGAACGGGCAUACAGUGCCCGUAUUUAUCGGUUAGCGUCCAGGGUAGCUUUCCCAGCCCCAAAUAAAUGCUUUCACUGUUAAGUCAGAGGAAACAGAAUAUGUAGGAAAUGGUUUUUGCUUAUUUUGUAGACGUGGCUUACUGAAUUAAUGGAUAACGGACGGACUAAAGGCAUUUAAUAUUUCUAAUUCAUAUUAACUGUAGAAAUGGCCCUAAAGCAUGCUGCAUAAUUUCUAAUUUAUAUUUUCAUUAUUAUAAAUGUUUAUAUUGAUACUGGAUUUGAUUAUAUCAAAUUAUAGUCAAUAUUUCGUAGCAACAGUAUUGUUGUAUUUUUCUUCUUUGACUUCCUGAAAGCAUCCCCUUUAACAGGAAGUUUUGAUUAGAAGAGCGUCAUAUGUUCUUUGUUUUUUACAACACAUGAAAAUGAAUUCUUGUAUCAAUAUUAGAGUUCACUGUUGACUCUAGAUGCCUAGAGUGAACACUCUGGUUCAUUGCCAGAUACCUACAAUUGAGGAGAAAGUCAGACUAUUUUACCUUUAGUUCAAAAUAAUGUCAUUGAAGUUAUCAUGGAUAAAUUAUACAUCCAUAUAUUUGAGUUACAAUGUUUGAAAUGACAAAUAUAUAAAUGAUAUUAGGUUGCAGAGCAACAGGACUUCAUAUAUUCACAACUGAGUUAAUACAUACAUGGAUGAAUGAUGAUGGUUUUCUUUUUGCUAACAUUACUGUUAAUAUAUUGUAGACAUUAUAAUCUAAAAAUUAAUUUGAGCAUUAGUUGUAAGGUCACAGAAAAUUUAGCAAUGUUCAAAUCCUCAGGAAUUAAAGACUAACCAUACCAUUGUUGUUCUAAUCAAAUUUUGUAAAAGAUGGCACGCUUGUUACCUCACUUGAGUGGAGGUUCCCCCUCCCCCCAAUUCUAAGAGAAUACAGUAUGUAUAAAAACAUUAAUAAAUAUAAUUUCAAAACUUUC
Molecule: messenger RNA, 5529 nt
Organism: Dipodomys ordii (Ord's kangaroo rat)
Lineage: Eukaryota; Metazoa; Chordata; Mammalia; Rodentia; Heteromyidae
Gene: Washc4
Product: KIAA1033 ortholog
Exons: 31
Coding region: 72-3341 (1089 amino acids)
Biological process (GO): endosomal transport; endosome organization
Cellular component (GO): endosome; WASH complex
Source: RefSeq, a predicted model, not a curated record